GAUGCAUUAGGUGAGUCAAUUCCUUGUGCCACUUAUGACUCUUGGAUGGUUUACUUACCUGAAGGUGACUUCUUAUCACGCAUUGGACCAACUGAAUUUUUUAAGGACCUUGAGAAGUAUGCAAGUCUUGAUGCUGCGCGAGAAUGGAGAAAACUUCUUGAUGCAAUACUACCAAUGUCUGCAGCUGCGAUGGCUCUGCCACCUUUAUCUAUUCGAGGUGAUUGGGGUGUUCUAUCCACUGCUGCAACUAGAUAUGCCCCCUCUCUCUUGAAAUCCUUUGCCCAAAUGGGACCUCAGGGGGCCCUUGGUGCUAUGAAGCUUCUCAGACCCUUCUCAGAAAUAGUUGACUCAUUGGAGCUGAAAGAACCUUUUAUACGAAAUUGGAUAGAUCUUCUGGCUUUCUUGCUCGCAGGGGUGAAAUCUAAUGGUAUACUGUCUGCAGAGAUGGUAUACAUGUUUGCAGAAUGGUACAAGCCAGGUUGCAGUCUGGAGUAUCCCAUUCAUGGAACUGGGGCAGUUGUUGAUGCUCUUGUUCGUGGACUACAGAAAUUUGGUGGACGGAUCUCUUUGAAGAGUCAUGUGGAAAAUAUUGUUGUUGAAAAUGGUCAAGCUGUGGGAGUAAAGCUAAGAAGUGGUCAAUUUGUACGCGCUAAGAAGGCUGUUGUUAGUAAUGCCUCUAUGUGGGACACAUUGGAUCUAUUACCUAAGGAAGUCAUUCCAAAGUCAUACCAGGACAGGAUCAAAACGACCCCUCAAUGUGAAUCAUUUAUGCAUCUUCAUUUGGGUUUUGAUGCAGAGGGUAUAAGCGAGGACUUGAAGAUUCAUCAUAUAGUUGUGAAUGAUUGUGACAGAGGAGUCAAUGCUAAUCAAAAUGUUGUUUUGAUAUCUAUACCCAGUGUCUUGUGGAGGGCCGUGGAGCGUGCUGUUGGUCCAGGUUUUGAUCACGAGAAGUGUGAAGUGAAGUUGGUUGGAACUUAUGGGCCAGCUAUACAAGCCAGUAAAGGCACUUUUCCCGGACAUUCAACUCCGAUCCCACAGCUUUACUGCUGCGGUGAUUCUACAUUCCCUGGUAUCAGAGUCCCAACAGUCGCUGCUAGUGGCGCCACAUUGGUUUCUGUGUCUCAACACUUGGAGCUUCUUGACGCUGUAGGAAUAUGA
Molecule: messenger RNA, 1158 nt
Organism: Camellia sinensis
Lineage: Eukaryota; Viridiplantae; Streptophyta; Magnoliopsida; Ericales; Theaceae
Source: RefSeq, a predicted model, not a curated record